AUGGCAGACGAAAAAGUCGAGGUCGGCAUCAAGGCCACCGAGUCCUCAUCCAUCACCUCCGACCUCGAAGCAGCCGACAAGCCCACGCCCAUGACCCCCCUCGAGCUCAUCCGCGAACCCUUCGUCGGCACGACACCCUCCUACUGGGCAACCAUGGCCUUCUUCAGCCUCCUCUGUAUCCCAGCCCUCACCUGCGCCCUCGUCCUCGACCACUCCAUCUGGACGAUGCCGCUGCUGCUGUACCUAGACAUGUGGAUGACCAUAGCGUUCACCGAGAUGUUGAGGUUUUUCUUCGUCAACAAGAACGCUACGAGGAUGGCUCUCAUGGGAGUCAUGAGUAUCGUGCUUAUUUUGGUCUCGCUGGGUGUUACGAGCGCUGUUGUUGCGAAUGAGAAGUAG
Messenger RNA from Zasmidium cellare ATCC 36951, 399 nucleotides. RefSeq lists its product as uncharacterized. The record is from RefSeq and is a predicted model, not a curated record. Lineage: Eukaryota; Fungi; Ascomycota; Dothideomycetes; Mycosphaerellales; Mycosphaerellaceae. Bases 1 to 399 code for a protein of 132 amino acids. The transcript has 2 exons.